This is a messenger RNA of Lycium ferocissimum, 648 nucleotides long. RefSeq lists its product as uncharacterized. The coding region runs from base 1 to 648 and encodes 215 amino acids. The record is from RefSeq and is a predicted model, not a curated record. The transcript has a single exon. Lineage: Eukaryota; Viridiplantae; Streptophyta; Magnoliopsida; Solanales; Solanaceae.
AUGGGCUUUUUACAAAGCCACUAUGGUUACAAUUUGUUGACAAAAAGGUCAGGUGGUGAGCUGGUUAUGAUUUUGAUUUAUGUGGAUGAUUUACUACUGACAGGAAACAGUAAAGAGCUAGUUAAUCAAGCUAGAGAAGAUCUGCAGAAAAGUUUCAAAAUAAAGGACUUGGGAGAACUCAAGUUCUUUCUGGGAAUUGAAGUGGCUAGAUCAAAGAAAGGCAUUGUGUUGUGUCAAAGAAAGUAUGCUUUGGAACUGAUACAAGAAGCAGGUCUGAGUGGAGCAAAGCCUGGUGGCACUCCACUUGAAUUGAGCCAAAAACUGACCUGUGUAGAGUAUGAUCAAUGCAUCCCAAAUGAAGCAGCUGACAGUGAUGAAGCUCUAAGAGAUGCUAGUGCACAUCAGAGACUGGUGGGAAGAUUGUUAUAUCUUACAAUGACAAGUCUAGACCUAGCUUUCUCAGUCCAAAUGUUAAGUCAAUUUAUGCAUAGUCCUAAGGUGUCUCACAUGGAAGCAACACUUAGGGCUGCGAGAUAUGUUAAAGGCAACCCUGGACUUGGUUUGUUCAUGCCUGCAGAACAUUCAGAUCAACUAGUUGCCUACUAUGAUAGUGACUGGGAGCAUGCUUGUAGACUAAAAGAUCUAUAA